GUCGGAACUCUCAAGCUCCUCAAAGGCCAUCCACCUUCAACUCCUUUGCGCCGGGCCAAAGACAGAGGUCGUGCACCCUUCAACAUCCCCUGACACCAUUUUGCUAGAGAUGCGAAUAGAAACAUAACUGCCAUCUUUGGCCAUCUUACAAGCCAUCAUCCCUGCUCUGCUGCUCCAUUUAUGGCAUAAAUCUGCCCGCACGCGACUCGACUGUCCCGCGUAGCACUGCCAGGGAUCUCUUUCCUCUGAUAUCGGGUUUCAAGACCGCUUCCAAUUCUUCAUGCCGUCUUGACUUGACUACAGCGCACCAGCAUCGUCGAAACCAUGUCCUCCACCGGCCCCUCCAGAUCCCCGGCUGCUCGCCCGAGCACAAUACGGGCGCCGUCGUUUACUCGGCAGAGCGAAGACAGCGAUCCUCUCCGCGUACCGAAGCGAGCUCAAACAUUCCACAACGGGACGACAACCGAUCCUUUGGCCGCCGCGCCGGCCGCCCCUGGGAAGCCGACCCUAGCGAAUGAGCCCGAGGCUCCAGACGCAUUCGAGACCGCCGGUAGGCCCUCGACAGAUAACGAUGAUGGGUUCGAUGGCAGAGGCUCCGUGGACCUCGGCGAGCUCCCGAUCGAGCUGGUGAGCCUGACGGAUAGCUUCGUCGAAUCUUUGACCACCAAAACCUAUCCGACGCCGUUGACCUUGGACAAGGUUUCCGAGCUUUUCCAAGACUUUUACCAGGUCGCAUCCACUCACGUCAACACGCACGUCUCGAGCCUGAUCUCCCGGCACAAUCGGGAUGCGUCCCCUGCGCCGUCCGCGUCAUCCAAGGUCUCCACAGCUAGCAGGCUCCGGGCCAAGGCGGCUUCUCUCGGGAACAAGGAUAAACCCAAAGUCCUCCCCAAGCCCGAGCCGGAGCAGCAGAUGAUCACCGCGGAGGAGCUGGCCAACAAGAAGAAGGCGCGCAAGGCCAUUGAGGCGAAGCGGGGAAUCAUUGAGGAGGCCGUCGAGAGACGGCUAUGCGAGGGCAUCUACCACAAGAUCUACCGCCACAAGAGCACGCAGGAUGAAGCGCAGGACUCCAAGCUACGGUCCAAGACUGCGGCCCUCGCAUUGGUUGGGAUCGGCCCGGCCGACCUUGGUAUCGACCUCGGCGAGGAUGCAUCGCAGACCCCGGAGGCGGCGGCCGAAAAAGCGGAGGAGAUCAGGAAGUCGCUCGAGCAAGCAAGGAAAGACCUGAUUCUCAUGAACGAGAAGCGCUAUCCGCUCGGCAAGGUGCACCACCUGAAGGCGGCCCACAAGAGCAUCGUCGAGACUCUGGCGCAGUUUCACCCCUCGGCAUCUGCGGAUGAGAUCAUGCCCAUGCUCAUCUUUACCCUCAUCACGCUGCCGCCCGAGCAUCUCAACGUCAUCAGCGACCUGCACUUCAUUCAGCACUUUAGAUGGGAGCCGAAACUGACGGGCGAGGCUGCGUACUGCCUAACAAACCUCGAGGCGGCCAUCAGCUUCUUGGAGACGGUGGAUCUUUCUACGCUACGAGCCGACGAGCUGCCCCAGGGCCCCGCCAGGGACCCGAGCCAACCGGGCACGCCUCGGGCUGACACCUUUCCUCCGGCCUUCCCGCCCGGGUUGACGGUGACGGCGGAUUCCACGGUGGAGACCGACCCGGACAAUGCCACCUCCACGAGGCCUCUGCCGUCGUCUUCGGCAUCGUCUGGGCUCCGUGCUGCAGUUCAGGCUCGGAAUAGAAGACUGAGCGAGCUGGUCAACACGCCUGCCCAGGCCAUUGGCGCCGCCAGCGACGCCGUGCUCAACACGGCCGACCAGCAUCUGAAGACCAUCUCGACGAGCUUGGGCGACAGUUACAAGUUUUUGGUCGGCAAGUUGCGCGAGACCCAGGGCACACCGACUGAAUCGGGCCAGGGCCUUGUCGUACCCAAGACGCUCGACGACGCCAGGAAGCUGAUGAGCACGCCGCCGCCCGACGAAGAAGGAUCCGUUAGCGGAGCCAGCUCUGUCCACGGCACGGAGGAGGCCGAGUCUACCCGCCGCCCACCCGUCCGCGAAGACAAGGUCUUGAACCUCAUCGGCGGACGAAAGCCGAGCAGGGACCACAGCGCAGACAGCUCCCGGAGCGUGAACAGCUCCAAGAAGGUGCUCUUUGCGAAGGAAGGGGAGAAGGACCUGGCGACGCCGUCUGUUGCGCCCGUCACUAACCCUCUCGACUCUGUGCGGAACUUUGGGAACUCGUUCUCCAGGUUCUCUGGAAUGAACAUGAUUCGCGGUCUGAGCCGGACCGCAUCCACGCCGAUUCCUGCCAAGGAGGCGCCGAAGGAUGUUCCGCGGGAGGGAGCAUCAAAGGAUGUCGCAGCCAAGGUGGCCGACGGCGGUGAUCUGGCAAGUGCUUUCCCCGACAUCGCCGCUGCUCUGCCACCCAAGCAGACACCCAAGGUCAACCCGCCAAACAAGCGGUUCAUGGAGUUGCAGAACCCCGGCGACCUUAAGUUGGGCGAGGUUCUGGACCUUUUGCGCGACUACAGGCGGCUGGCCAACGCACUAAAGGACAUGGGGGCGUUUGAUGGGCCCAAGUGAAGUUUGGGGGAUAGACAGUUGGGAUCGGGGAGGUUAGAGAUACGGCUAAGGCAAGCUUGAUGCACUCAUUUAUUGGACUCUUUCUGGCGGACAUGGACAAGCAUACUGGACAUUGGCGUUUUUGAUAGUUGAACUGCGGCUUUCUCGCAGUGAACAUCGGCCUGCCCUGGAUGGGCCAAGACACGUAACGCAGACGCGAACUCGGGAGGAGAAGAAGAGGGCAGAAACAGGCACAGAUGGGCACAGACAGGCACAGACAGGCACACUGGACAGUUACAAGGGGAAAAUUCUGUGUUGGGUUAUUAGGUAAGGUUUUUUCUACAGAAACAAAUGUCGAA
Molecule: messenger RNA, 2918 nt
Organism: Colletotrichum destructivum
Lineage: Eukaryota; Fungi; Ascomycota; Sordariomycetes; Glomerellales; Glomerellaceae
Product: Putative vacuolar protein sorting-associated protein
Exons: 4
Coding region: 325-2580 (751 amino acids)
Biological process (GO): vesicle-mediated transport
Cellular component (GO): cytosol; endocytic vesicle
Molecular function (GO): guanyl-nucleotide exchange factor activity; small GTPase binding
Source: RefSeq, a predicted model, not a curated record